UGUCCCAGACUAAACACAAGUCUGCGCAGCUGCCCUGUUUCGCCACACUUCAGAGUCCACCCUUCCCCUGUUGUUUAUUCUGGUCCGAACUUAAUUCCAGUAUGCAAUACCUUAAUUACUUAGAGGUCAUUCACUAAUUGUGGAAGUCCCGUAGAAAAAAGGAAAAAAAAAAGAAUCACCGACCACGAAUGUGCACGCAUCAUACCAUCAAUCGCUACAUCCCAUUACCAAUCGCAAAAACCCAGCACCGAUUACAAAGUUGAUCGGCGGCAGUGAAGCACCAUCACCGAUCGCGAUAGUCCACCAACGAUCCCGAAAGUCCGUCACCGAUCGCAAAAAACCAUCACCGAUUACAGGGUUGAUCACCGGCAGUGAAACAUCAUCACCGAUAGCGAAACUCCACCAACGAUCUCAGAUACCCAUCACCGCUUUCGAAAAUGCAUCAACGAUGGAACACAUUAACGCUUGUGAAUAUGCAUGUAGCCGACGGUGAUCACCGAUCGUGAAUAUGCAUCACCGAUUGCUAAAGCGCAUCCCUGGUUCGGUAUUCGCAUUAAAUGCCUUUUUGGCGUUCCAUAUGACUGCAGCUUAUGGGAGUCGUUGGUGUAAAUUGGCAUGCUAACAAAACCAUGAGGGAAGCAAACGGCAUUUUAUCAUCACUUCAUGGAUGCAACGUAUAACGUGGGGUCAUGUUGCGCCAUACAUGAAUUAUUCAUAAUGCCGUCACCAAGACCAUGCAAAGACAACUAGACCGACGUCAAUCGAUGGUAGGGCCAGGCCACCUGCAGAGAACUUAUCACGUAACACUCGAACUUAAAAAUGUGUGGCUAUCAUAAGCGAUCGAGGGCGCUGUUCUAAGCGUGCAAAGGGCGAGGUGUUUCACCAGGCUCGUACGUGUGCAUGUUCAUGUGACAAGUGAAAUAAUAUGUACACUUGUACAUGUACCUGUACCGGUUGUAUGGUUGUAUUAAGCAGGUGCCGCGCACACUCAAAUGAAACUGUACUCGCCCAGGUCUAAUUAAAUUAAAGUGGAUUCAACACUAAACUCCUGUCCUUGUACCCAUUGACUUCUUAACACUCUUCGCAACGUCUUUGGAGUCAUGACCGAGCCUCGUGGUAAAGUGGGCGGUGCCCUGAUCACCAUCUGUCUGGUCUGGAACCUAGUCUCGGCCAUCACCAUCGUCUUCCUCAACAAGUGGAUCUACACCCACUAUGGCUUCCCUAACCUCAGUCUGACCUGCAUCCACUUCAUAACCACCUCUGUGGGGCUCUGGGUCUGCCGGAAGUGCAACGUCUUCCACCCCAAGAGCCUGCCCUUCCGCAGCAUGCUGCCACUCAGCCUGACCUUCUGUGGCUUUGUGGUCUUCACCAAUUUGUCGCUGCAGAGCAACACGGUGGGAACGUACCAGCUUGCCAAGUCCAUGACCACGCCCUGCAUCCUGGUCAUCCAGACCGUCUUCUACAACAAGUCCUUCUCCACUAAGAUCAAAAUGACACUAAUUCCUAUUACUUUGGGUGUUAUUACCAACUCCUAUUAUGACGUCAAGUUUAAUGUCUUAGGAACCAUCUAUGCAGUGGUGGGGGUUUUGGUAACUUCGCUUUACCAAGUGUGGGUUGGCGCAAAGCAGAGUGAGUUUCAAGUCAACUCUAUGCAGCUCUUGUACUACCAGGCCCCGCUCUCCGCCUGCAUCCUAGCACUCGUUGUUCCUUUCUUUGAGCCCGUCGUCGGUGAACACGGUGUGCUCAGCUCAUGGGAUGCCUAUGCAGUCUUUUUUGUGCUAGCCUCAGGUUGCACUGCCUUCUCAGUAAAUCUGUCGAUAUACUGGAUUAUUGGCAACACAUCACCGGUCACCUAUAACAUGGUUGGCCAUCUAAAAUUCUGCCUGACGUUGCUUGGAGGCUUUCUGCUGUUUGGGGACUACCUACGCUUCAAUCAACUGCUGGGCGUUUCCAUGACGCUGAGCGGCCUUGUUGCCUACACCCACUUUAAGGUCAAGGAGCAGGAGGAGUUGGACAAGAAGCUCAAAACCUACUGUCAAAUUUAGCUGAAUCGUUCAAGGAUAUCACAUGCCGGACUUCCACAAGUUUUCCUGAGAAAGUCGAGGAAAAGCCAGCCCCAGAGCCGGAAAGUGUUGAAGUCGUCAAGACCCCCUAGAUAUCACAGAGUGACCGCUGCAUCCGAAUGAAACGGAGACACUCGUACAGUCAAAAUGCACAAUGAACCCGAACAGUGAAACACACCAAUAUUACUUUUGAACUUGGUUCCUUUAAUGAAGUAUCAACUCUUCUCAGUGUGAGUUGGGGGGAGGAUAAGCUAGACACCAGGCACUUCUUUGACUUUACAUAUCAAUGAUCACAUUGUUUCUGAAUGUUAGUCAUCCGGCCAAUGAUAUUGCUGCAGUGCCACUGGGCAACCCAAAAUAAUUUCAAACACAUUGAUGCAUUUUCAAUAAUUGUCAGUGUAAGUCGUCAUUCCUGUUCUACAUUCAGUAAGUAUACAUGUACUCUGUGCUGGGUAAACAAUGCAUGUACAUGUAUGAUACCAACCACUGCCCUUUGACCAUGCAAUUGGAAUUCUGUUUUUUGAGAUCUGUUUUGAGUCUCAGGGCUAUCAAUGAUAAUUGUCCCAAAUAAUCUAACUUGCAAAGAAUCCACUACAAUGAAUUGGCCCUAUUCCCUUUGGUCACAUUAAUUAUGCACAGAAAGCUGUGAUGGGUCCAAUGUACAGUUCCUCUCUGGUUUGAAAUGUUACUUCCUGACCCCGUUGGCGUAUAGGCCUUUUGUGACUACUUUUGAUAAGAUCUGUUUUCAGGGGCAUUAUUUUGGGGAUAAGGCCGGUUGGGAUCAAUCAGAGGUUAUUAAUAGUAUAAAUUGGAUGAUGCUUAAAAUGCAAGCAUUUCUUACAACAAGACUGACUGAAACAAGUUGGAAUUUGCCCAAAGUUAUCUGGUCAGGUUGAUUUUUAUUACACAAGAGCAAGUAUUCUGCACAAUAUAUGUUUUCAUUAAUGCACAACUGUACAGAGUUAAAAAGUUGACUUUUUUAUUUUUAUGUACAUACCAUUAAAAUAUUCACAAGCCUUGUGCAUUUAUUUAUUAGAGUAAGAAAUGAACUAGUUCUCUUGAAUUCUAGAUAUUCUGGAAUUCUUUAAAUCCAAUCUGAGGGUACUGUAUUCAUACCAUAUUAAUUGAUAAAUAUUUGGGUUUAGUAUUCACAGAUGGUAUUUUUCAAGGUGAGCAACUCAUAAUUACAACCAAGAAUUUCUCAGAUAACUUUUGUAAAUGCUUUUAUUUGCAAUUCACAUAAAAAUUCAAGUUUGAAUUGAAAUAAAUAAGUUUUCAGGGAAGUCUAACUUCACGUGAGGGUGCAUGUAAAAUUUCAUGUUUACAUUUAUCUGCAAUGAACUCUGUGAAUUGAAUACUGAAACUGCAAUUUCUUUUUUUUAUUGUUUGAAGUAGUCAGGAUUUUUUAAAUGUUUAUGCUUGUGUGUAAUAUUCAAAAGCAAUACUUUACAACAAAGGUCAUGCAAUUACAUUACAGUUUUUAGUGCAUUUAAAAUUAAGACAAUUCCAUUCAUUUUUAGGAAUAGAACAUAUACUAAGAAGCACUCUAUUAGAUGUCAGAAUUUUGUGGAUAUAUGUUAUAUUGGAUAUUUUUUAGCUGAAAUGUGAGGCAUUUGUAGAGAUAUUUGUAAAAAAAUACGAGCAAUUUCUCGGCAAUCUCACCUCUAAGAAUCACAGGGUAUCCACAGCAAACACAGCUUACUUAAAGUGGCUGGACAACAAUCUACUAAAUGACUUUAAUUAUCUCUUUGAGGUGCUCGUGUUUCAGAUUACUCCUAAUGGAAUGUGCGGCAGCUAUUCCUAAUGUGUCUCAACGUACUUGUGUGUGACCCAGCCCAACAAAAUGAAUCUUGAGUCAUCUGAGCCACUUUGAGUUAAAGGCCUUUGAAAGAAUCUUGCACAAUGAAACGAGUAGGAACCCUGAACAUUUUUCAUCCACAUAAUGUCCAUUGUCCUCGGGAUGCCAGACUGAGUGAUUCAUCAAAUAAAAGAGCUUAGUUUCCUCUUUAUGAUCCACACUAGACCAUAGUUACUGAGAAAAUGGCCAUAGAACUCAUUUUGUAGGAGCCAGUCACGUAUUUGAUGUGUUCUUAAUACAGACAUGUUUAUGUCAGAGCCUAAAUUCAUACCGCUAAGCAAAUUGAUGUGCUAAACAAACACCAGUGAAGAACCAGUCAUAACAAGCAUGCAGUGCAAAACAUUUCAGCUGGUGACCAGCAUUUGCUGAGCAAAGAUUUUCAUGGCUUAUCAAAUCAUAUGCUCUAAACUUCAUCAGCUCAACGACAUUAGCCCCAAAAUGGGCAUAACAAUACUGAUUCCUAUGACAUGCAGCAGUAUUCCACCUGCUAAGAUGAUUCCUUACUUGUGUAAAAAGGACUUUUAACAUCUGAUGUAACAGCGGUAAUCUGUAUUGUUAAACACUACGUUUUUCAGUCUUUUUGCAUGUUUGGCCCACAAAGUGUUGGUACUGGGUCAUUUUGGAUGCAAGUUAUUUCGUAUUGUGGUGACAACUCUUAUUUGUAAUGCAUUAAAAUGGGUCCAUUGAAUGCAAUUCUAUAACAGUGCAUUAACGACAUUAGAAAAGUAAGCUGCCUGGCUGAACUAAAAACAAACACUUCCAGUGUUCUGUAUUUUUUUCAAAUUAAACCACAACUCACUUUUUAUAGACUGGUUUAUGUAAUAAAUAAUGCACAAAGAACGAA
Messenger RNA from Acanthaster planci (crown-of-thorns starfish), 4765 nucleotides. RefSeq names its product solute carrier family 35 member E3-like. The record is from RefSeq and is a predicted model, not a curated record. NCBI's taxonomy places the organism in Eukaryota, Metazoa, Echinodermata, Asteroidea, Valvatida, Acanthasteridae.